This is a messenger RNA of Penicillium brasilianum, 1440 nucleotides long. Lineage: Eukaryota; Fungi; Ascomycota; Eurotiomycetes; Eurotiales; Aspergillaceae. The record is from the annotation of a GenBank genome assembly.
AUGUCUGCUCUUCGUUUGGCCGCGCGCCGUGUGCCUCGCGCAACUCGACUGGUUCCUUCCUUUGAGUCGCCGAUCCAGCGACGCUUUGCGGCGACGUCCAAUGCUCCCCAGGAAGUGAAGCGCCAGGUGCAGAAGGAGUCUACCCUCCCUAACCCUGACCCUUCGCCGGACUCGCUCACCGUGUCGUUCAUUAACGAGCGCGCGCCCUUCAUGGUUCCCACCUACGUUCGCCCCGCUCCCAUGAUGAUGAAGGGCCAGGGCUGCUACCUGUGGGAUAUGGAGAACCGACGGUACCUGGAUUUCACUGCCGGUAUUGCAGUGAACUCUCUCGGUCAUUGUGAUCCUGAGAUUGCCCAGAUUAUUGCGGAGCAGGCCGAGACUCUCAUUCACGCCUCCAAUCUUUACCACAACCCUUGGACUGGUGCUCUGAGCCAGCUUCUCAUUAACCUGACCCGCGAGUCCGGUGCUAUGCGGGAUGCUUCCCAGGUCUUCAUCUCCAACUCCGGCACCGAAGCUAACGAGGCCGCGAUCAAGUUUGCCCGCAAGGUCGGCCGUUCUAUCGAUCCCUCCGGUGCUAAGCACGAGUUUGUCUCCUUCCACAACUCCUUCCACGGUCGUACAAUGGGAGCCCUGUCUGCUACCCCGAACCCCAAGUACCAGACUCCCUUCUCGCCUAUGCUCCCCGGAUUCAAGUACGGCAACUACAACGACGUUGAACAACUGCAGACCCUCAUUACUGAGAACACCUGCGGUGUGAUUGUCGAGCCAAUUCAGGGCGAGGGUGGUGUUAACGUCGCCAAGCCCGAGUUCCUUGCUGCUCUCCGCAAGCGCUGUGACGAGGUCGGCGCUGUGUUGAUCUUUGAUGAGAUUCAGUGCGGUCUGGCUCGUACCGGCAGCUUCUGGGCUCACGGCCACCCAUCUCUAGCCCCUGCCUCCGGCGAGGCUGCUCACCCGGAUAUCCUGACCACUGCGAAGGCCCUUGGUAAUGGUAUUCCCAUUGGCGCGACCAUUGUCUCUGGCAAGACCGUCGCAUCUCACAUUAAGACUGGUGACCACGGUACUACCUUCGGUGGAAACCCGCUGGCUUGCCGAGUUGCCUACCACAUCGUCGCACGUCUGGCUGACCCCGAGCUCCAGAGCGCCGUCUUGGAGAAAUCCAAGGUCUUCACCUCCGGCUUCCAGGCUCUGCAACAGAAGUACCCCGACGUUAUCUCGGAGGUUCGUGGCCGCGGUUUGAUCCUUGGUCUCCAGCUGUCUCCACUUUUCUCCUCCAAGGCCGCUGAUAUCAUCACUGCUGCCCGUGAGCGCGGCCUUUUGAUCAUCACAGCUGGUGAUGGCUGCAUCCGCUUCGUUCCUCCCUUGACCAUCACGGAAGAGCAGAUCCAGACUGGCUUGAACAUCCUAGAGCAGGCUCUGACUUCCGUGGCGUACCAAGCUUAG